CCACGGGUGGGCAAUGCACGAUGCAGCAUAACUAACAAACGACAUUCAUCCAUCAUGCGCCUCGCGAACGGUGGGCUGGAGCUGGAAGGCCUAGCCCUGCCAUUAAAGGGAGGCAGCCUGAGGAUAGAAACGCUGCGAGUCGGCUUGCUAAGCGUGCACGUCCGGGGCGUGCGCCUGAAAACAGCGCUCCCGAACGCGACGAAAAGCAAUGGCCUCGCGAAACCGUUGCGACGGCUCGCCGCGCGAUUGGUACAGGUGUCCGUCGAGGGCCCAAUCGAGGUGACCAUCACCGCAAAAGACGGCGAGAUCACAGCGAAAGCAAUCAAUUGUCGGAUAGAACACCAGACCCUGCGCGCGCCCGCCGUCUCCAUUAGUUUCGAGGGCGCCGAGGCGUCGCUGAGGGAGCUCACCGUCUCGGCGGACGGCGCGAGCGCCUCCGAGCUGACGGCGACGGCGUCCGCGGCAGGUGUCGAGCGCGCCAAGGCGCUCGUCUCCACCAGAGCCGCGCCGCCGGGACAACAACUGCCCUGGGCCUCGCUCGCGCUCGUGGCUGCUCUAUUAGCGUGGCGGCCUUUGAUGGGUGUGGUGGUCGCGGCGCUCUGGGCGCUUUCAGUAUAUAUGGAGGAACAACCCUCGUCAAAAAAGCCGUAUGAAUUAGGCGCCGCGCGCGUCGCUGUCACUCUGGGUCAUCUAUCAGCGACGGCCACGAAGCUGCGCGUGUCCGGUCACAAAGUGCGGGCCGACGCCGCGACGGUUAUGCUACAAUCGGAUGGCGACGAGGUCCUUUGCGUGCGGGCGAUGGACGUCCGAGCCGAGGGUUUGAGUAUUGAGUGCGAGGCGCUGAACGCGACCCUGGACCCGCGCGCAUUUCCGAGAGACGACGCCCAACGACAGGGCGCUUGGAGGGUUGAGCUCGCUGUAAAGAAGAGUGUGGAGACGGUCUUUGUCAAGGCCGAUUGCAGUGGCACCGUCGUGCGCCGCGCAUUGUUAACAGCAGCAACCAGCUCGGCGCUCGUCGAACCGGGUUCGAUACAAUUGAAUCUGGCCGCGCUGUGUGUGAAUGACGGCGACGGCCGCAACCAGGUACGGGGAAGUUCAAUAGCGUUCCGACGACGAAAGGCUGAGAUAGCAGUGCAACUAAACGGCGGAAACGUCGCCUACGAGCACCGCUUUGUCGCCGACGUGCUGCGGUGGUUCCACGCGGCCCGCACUGUGUCCAAUGACCCCGCGCCUUCGUUAAAAGUGGACUGUAGCGACGUCGAUUUAGUGGUACCGGAGUCGAUGGAACGGCGGGGCGCGGCCACCUUCUCAAUACAAACUCUAAAGGCGCGGCGCGGCGACAAAGAUAUUCACGUAGAGGCGGACUGUCGCUUGAAAUGUCUAGACGACGAGUGCGCUCAUUUACCUGAUCUAAACGUGCGAAUUGUGAAAAAUCGCGUCGACGUGGCGCUGGCGCGGGACGCUCUAGCUCUGCGACUGACGCGCGCGCAGUACGCUUGCUUAGUAGGCUUGUUUUUUGGGAACGUGGGGGACGACCACGGCGACGGCGCGUCCGAAAAAUGGUGGCCCGAGACGGAUUCUACAGAAACACAGUUUCCGCAGGAUUGGUACGAAAGCGGCACGGCGCCCCACGCCCUCGCGAAGACGCUGGGCUUCGCCUGGCGCGUCCGCGUCGCCUGCCCCAAUUUGUCAAUUGCAUUGGUGGAUUGUGGCUGCGCCCUGGAAACGGUUAAGCUACGACUAGACGUGGACCGCGUCGCAAAAGGCGGCGGCUGCGCCUCGGCCUUAGUUCUUGAGACGUUACGCGUCAUAAACAACGACGACGUGUGGCUCGCCGUUCAGAAGCGAGGAAACGCAGCGUUGAGAUACGAGCACCGCACGAACGUCAAAUUCACCUGGGCGGGCGUCUUCCUUGGGAGGCUGGAUUUGCGAGCCGUGCCGUCGGACAUCUCGUCGUUGUGUGCUUUCUUAUGGGGGGGCUUCAAGCGAGCUUCUAGAUUAGCUCCCAUCAAAAGGCCGGACGCCGUGAGUCCUCGACGCGAGGCGCAUGCCGCUUCAUUGGUCGUGGAUGUUGUGAAUGCGUCCUAUACCAUCGGCGAGCUCGUUUGUGCACUUGACAGAGUCAAGUUUGUGAGAGAUGCGUCGUUAACAAGUGGCGAGGCGUCCCUCGAAGGGAGGAUCGAUUCCAUAAUAGCGGACGACCGGACCCUCUCCAAGUCAUUUGAUGUAGGGUGGAAACGCAAGGCCACGUACGAGGGCGACGUGUGUCAAGCGGAGGCGUCGCUCAAAGUAGAUCAUAUCGAUAUGUAUGGAGACCGCCACGACCUGAGACGGUGUAGAGAUGUCGUAGCGUUACUCAAGCGGCCCCGUCCACCAAUUAAGGGAGACGCUCACGCCUGGGCUUUACUGGUGAAUGAAGCGGACGCACCUAAUUUGCCGGGACGAACGACCUUCACGGGUGAAGGCUCUAUGAUCCUCCACGCGUUGCGAGCGGGUGGUAGACGACGCGUGGCGCGCGGUUUAUUGAAUUGGAAAGCUCAGGGCGCGGCCGAGACGGAUCGCGUCGCGUGUAAUGUGGAUGUCAAAGUCGAGGCCUCCGCGCGGCCCGAGAAGAGCUGGGCGCCGGUGCUGGAUCGCCACGGUCUUGUUAUAGCAUUGGAGAGUAGGCACGGCGGCCGCGCGCGGUCUUGUAGAAUAGUAUCAGCGGAGCCUUUACAUAUGUCCUUGGACGUGAAACUCGUCGAGGCCCUGCGGGAGAAUGAUGAUAGACCGGAACGGUGCUGCUCCAUUGUGUGUCGGCACCGCAUCAAUUCCAGUAGUUCAUUGGACGCGUUCUUGCGGCUGAGUGGCUCUUCUGAGGACUUCGGUGGUACAAUACAUGUCGAGGCCGACCAGUCGCAAGCCAUAGCCCAUGGCGAGGACUCGGGUGACGAGGAUGAGGAUGAUGAUACGCCUUCCAUAGUAGUGGACGCGCUCUCAGUAGAAACGGAACAUGGUAAGUGGGUCCUGUGCGCGGAUGAUUAUGGAGGGGCCGCGCCCGUACUCCUCGAAGGGUCCACGCCACUUCGAUUGAGACGUAAUGAAGAGGUCGCUUUGUGUUCUGCGACGUGCGAACGCGUGGGCCCACGGCUCAUCUUAACUCUAGCGUCGCGCUUCGCCAUCACUAAUAGGGGAGACGAAGCACUUGACAUACGAUGCGGUGGCUUCGAGGCCACGGUCGGACCUGAUAGUACAAUACAGCUCCCUUUGAUCCCUGAGACAGCAAAUCUAGAGGCGCGCCUCACAAAAGAUUGGAUCGCCUGCGGCCGCGUCGGUGCAUCUAACACUCUUAAAAGAUUAGAAGGCGGGUUAUGUCGCGGCGGCGCCGACCAACAUAUCAUUCUAAGACCGGCGCUGACCCUUAAAAAUGCUUUACCGUGUGCUAUGGCGUGGGAGGCAGCAGUUAACGGUGUCCGCCGGGGGUGUUUACACUCAGCAGAACAGGUAUCACUCUACACAACCGCGGAGAAAGCCACUCUCAGAUUGCGGGUGGCCAACUACCAGUGGUCGCGCGGCGUCGCCUUCGACACGAACGCGCUCAUCGAGGCCUCCUCCUCUUCUGAGGGAGUCGUGUCGCGCACCGAUCUGAUUCUGGACGCCCUCGAUGCUAGGGUAGAGAGCGAUGAUGGCGAGCGCUGGGUCCGCGUCGCGCCGUCGCUACGAGUUACUGUUUCUGUGGAUGCGGCUGGGCUCGUCACAUUGCAAUGUAGAUACGCUCUGGAGAAUUUGCUCGAGGCGCCGUGUAGCUACGCGCCCGCCGAGAUCCCCGACGAAAAUCAAAGAGUGCUCGCGGUGCAGCAAUUAGGCGUGGCGACGGGCUUAUCGCGACGGCCGUCUCUUAGUAGGAGGUCGUCCGGGCGGCGCCGCAUGCUGAGCAGCGUGCGCAGCGUCUCGAAAAUCGAGGACAAGGAGCCGGACACGCCCCGCAUCGAGGUAACUUUGAGGAGAGCGGCGCACCACGAACGAUUUAUACAUAUACAAGCGAAGACGGCGCGCGAGGCCGUCCGCAAGGUCAUACCUGAUUAUAGCGACGAGUACGACGUGGUCGGCGAGGACACGCAUCCCAUGGAUCUGGACGCGCCCCUCCUCGAACCUCGUACUUUAUACUUGAGACAUCGAUUGGAGAGGGCCCUCGCGCAGCAGGAUGCUUUGGAUCUAGACCAGCUCUACCCGAGCGAGGCGGCGGCGGCGGCGGCCGUGGCCGUGCCCUGGAGUGGUGCGAUGCCCUGGGACCCCGUCGCGGGCGGGCCUCGAAGGCACGGGCCCCAGUUAGCAGUGAGAGCGGUUCUCGUGCACGGCCCGGCGCCUUCUAGAGGUGAAGCUACUGCGAGGAUUCGCGUCGACGGGUGCUCGGAAUGGUCCGCUCCACUCGUACUACCUACAAGGUACGAUAACAAGUUGGAGGGCACGGCAUUAAGGUACGACGACGACGAUGCGGAGGCGGCCGACGGCGCUUCUACUCGUUUACAGUUACGGGCGCCGGAGCGUUCCCAGAGGAGACCGGUCUAUGAUUUGAGUUUACGAGUAGAAGCUUGUAGCGACUACGUUGGCGUGGUGUUAACACCGAAGCUGUCGUUCCGCAACCAUACGGACGGCGUGUUAGAGGUAAGGCAGGCGGGCGUUGAUGUGGAUAGACCCUUGCUGGAGUUGCAACCGACGGAAACGGGCCAGGUGAUCGCGUGGAGCGACGAGCAGGGCCCUCGAUUGGUACAAUUACGUCUACGGAAUAGUGAGGAUGCUAUACUGAAGAGCGGUGCUCUGAGAGCUGAUUGUUUGGUGGGCCGGGGCGAGACGGUCUUUGCCGCGUUCAAUAAUGACCAUGAAGUCCACCUGCGGUUACGACGAGAAGCGAGGUCAUUUACCGAUGACGACGGCAAUGAACUCUCUGAUACAAGUAUAGAAACUUUAUGUAUCGUGGAAGAGAGUGAUGCAAGGUGGCCGCCCUACCGGUUGGUGAACAAGACCGACAUUAAGCUGAGGUACCGCCAACGAUUGGCCAAGCAGAACUUCCCGAAAGAGGUUGCGGACUUUGACGGUGAACUUUCAACAGUAAAAGACACUACAUUUACGUUAGCUUCCCUGAAUCAUGCCUCCAAACCGAGAGGACCGCGUCCACUCAUCGUGCAGCCGCGCAACGACCAGAAGAAGCAGGGCUUGAAGGUGACAGGUAACGACGACGAGGCCCCCGACGACGAGAUCGGAAACGCGCAGAAAUUCGUCAAGCAGUCGUCCAUGAGUACGGAGCUGGAGCGGGCCGCGUCCAGUAUGUCUUCCGCCGUGUUUGGGAGUACGUCGAAGCCUCCUACGUCGGCUUCUGAUGCCUUGGAACGAGGUGUUAAGUACUUGGGCAAAAAAGCGCGAUCCGGUGCGCGGAAAGUCGGUCUAUUGGAAGCGAAACGCGCGGAACAGCGCAUCGGGCCCUGGCGGCAGCUGGAACCUGGUGACAGUGCAUCGUACGCGUGGGAGCGGCCCUUGGAUGCCGUCGGGUCGUCUACUCGGAGUCAGCGACGAGUGUUAAUUGUGGAAGGCUACACCGAUAAGGGCUGGACGCAGAGGGUGCAGGUGGCUUUAGAUGAAGCACAAGGAGAGCUCAAAGGCGACCUACCUUGUGUCGUGAAGGCGGACGGUCCCACUCGAGUGCUAGAGUUCGGUACUAAAGCAACGGAUAUAAUCAGACCCGACCUCUCGGCGACGGAGGACGGCGGCGACCGGUUAGUCGCGCACGCGGCGGAGCUCGGGGCGUCUAUUUUGAUCAGAGGCCUCGACGAUAAACCGAGGGAACUCGUGAAAAUAACGCUCUGCGACGCGCGGGCCGCCUGGACCUGCCUCGAGCAGGGCGGCGUCAACGCCGAGUUCUCGAUCCACCACGUGCAGGUGGACAACUUGCUGAGCCCGAGACCGCUGUACGCGGCGGCUCUAAGGCCGCGAUUAGGCGAGGACGACUCGCCUUGUCUAGCCGCAUCUGUCAGAAGAAGGACCGACACGGAUCUCACUACCAUACAACACGCCGUCACGUAUCUGGAUCGCUUUGUGGUGCGUGCUAGGCCUCUCGAUGUCCACUUGGACCAUGAAGUAGCGGCUCUCUUAGUAGCUUUAUAUGCGGACUGUUCGCGGAGCACGGACGACGAUAUUGAACUCCAAUCCACACUUGUGAAAACAACUACUACACAACGGCGCAGACGCGAGGUUUCGCGGUUGGUACAACAGCGAAAACGGCCGGCCGUGUUUUGUGCUCAAGUGAGAUUGCACCCCGUCGACGCCCGCGUCACGCUGAAAGGUGGCCUGACACCUUUAACGAGGAAAGAAGUAGCAAGAGCUUGCGGGAACACUUCAGUAGAUGCCGUAUCAGCGGCCGUCGGCCAGCUCGACACCGCGCAAUUGAAAGUCGACGCUCUGUACCUCGACGAUGCAUUAGCGCGGACGGCGGAAGGAUUGGGUAGGCGGGUCGCGAGGCACUACCUCCAAACGUUACUCAAGCAGGCGCAUCGGGUUUGUGGAAGUCUCGAUAUUGUACGAGCGCCGAUGUCCGCGGCGUCGUCGCUAGGCGGCGGCGUCAUGGAUUUAGUAUAUCAACCAGUACAAGGAGCGUCGACGGGCGGCGCCUCGGGUCUGGCUUCCGGUGUUGCGCGCGGAAGUGCUUCGGCCGUCGGCGGCGCGUUCGACGCCGCGACCGGAGUUGUGUCGUCGGUCACGGCCUCUACCGGUUCCGCGUUGGCUGCCCUGACGAUGGACUCGUCCUACCAGACGAGCAGAGCGACAAGACGAGCCCAGGAGGCGAACAAGGCCCGCGGAGCUUCAGGAAGCUCCACUACCUUAGCCGAUAGCGUCCAAAAACAUUCCAAGGUCGCCGCGGAGGUUGUUAGGGGUGCCCAGGACUUAGGUGGAGGCAUCUUCGAGGGCGUGACGGGUAUUGUGGUGGAGCCGUACAAAUCGAUCUCGCGCGGAGAUGACGCUAUUGAUGUUGCCAAAGCCACCGCGCGCGGAUUAGUAGGAGUAGCGAUAAAACCAGCCGUCGGUGUGGUGGAUAUGACGACGCGAGCGGUCGAGGGCGUCCGGACCGCCGGGAAAUACGCGAACGACUCCUUCCAAUCGGCGGUGUCCGCGUCGUUAGCGGCGAAGAAGUUGAAAAGGAGAUCAUCUCUAUCGGAGGCGCCGUGGCGUAGAAAAGCUCGUCUAGAUCCGCACUGCCCCUGGUCUCGGUUGUCGCAUUCGCGCAUGGUUUUGAGUGGUAGUUCGUUCCGCAUGCUCGAUAGCGAAGCGGCCGAGGCCCAGCAGUGUUUGCGGCUGACGUCGGAUAGCGACGAGCGCCACGCUUUAGCACUGAAAUACGGCGCGGCGUUGGACAACUUUGGGGACGUCCGCUGGUUCGGGCAACGGACGCAUAGCAUCGAGUACUGUUCCGAUGACGACGGUGAUGAGGACACUUCUGGCAACCAACGAAGGAAGGCCCGCACGCGUGUCACCCGAAGGUGGGUCCUCGCGUCCUCUACCAGUUUACAGUACGUCCAGGACCUUGCAGCUGAUGAUGAUCGUAGAUGUAGAAUCGUCUGGGAGGCGCCUUUGUCAGAUAUUGUUGGUGUCGAAAGUGGAUCGGACGACGACGACGAUGUGAGAGUCGUGUUCGGUGUGCCCGUCGACGAAACACCCAGGAAAUGGUGCAAGCGCCACAUCCCCGACCAGAAGAGCAGGGUGUCAUGUGUGGUGGGUCUGGAGGUGGCCUGCUUACUGAGAGAUGGGUCUGCUUCUCUACCGAGAAGGGCCGCUCCCAACAAAGCUUUGGUUUCUGACGGCGCGACCUAUAUCUCAAAUCCGCAGAAAGGUGCAAAAAGAUCCAAGAGGAGAUUAGUAUUGAGGGGCGGCUGCCUCUACGCGUAUCGAGACGUCAAUAAGAGUCUCGCCGGCAGGGACACUCCAGAGCUGUCGCGAGCUUUGAUCUUGCGGGACACCUUCGUCGAGCCCGUCUCCCGGCGCGCAAAUCCGCCCGCUGCGCUACGCCCGGACGAGCGCGACCGCGCGUUACUCUUAUUACCGACGGAGGCGCCGAAACUCAGAGCCGUGCGCGUGCGCGCGGCGUCGGGCGCGUACCUCACGAACGUUUUGGAUGACGAGAAACUCGAGCAGGUCUGCCUGCUGUUUGAAAGUGGAUCGGACGCGUCCAUGUGGCUUGAGGCGCUGCGCGGCGCCGCGGCGCCUUCACCACUAUCGCCGCCGCCGGGCGACGCCGUCGCGCUUUCGUUGGACUGCGCGGGCGUGCCGCGCGACGCGCGGCGGCUCCUCGCGGCGCGGCUCCGGCGCGGGCUCUAG
Molecule: messenger RNA, 8343 nt
Organism: Pelagomonas calceolata
Lineage: Eukaryota; Pelagophyceae; Pelagomonadales; Pelagomonadaceae
Source: the annotation of a GenBank genome assembly